UUGAAUAAAUCUUUUUAUUUAUUGUUGUUUCUGUUGUUUUGCUAGGUUUUGAAUAAAAAUUUGUAGAGAAAAAGCGUUUAAAACAAGAUAGAUGUAGGUGUUCCGUUUAUUUAGUGGCACCCUGUAAAUGCAACAGUUUUUGUUUACGAAUACGGGUGGACAAAUCGGAGCAUCUUAAAAAACAACAAUCUUCUAGAGAGGUACCAAUCAAUUCAAUUAAUUCGUGUUUCAGUAUUCUACAACAGACACAUAAUUUAUGGAACAUCUUCAAUCAAUUUCAAAACAAUGGGAAACUAUAUCAAUUGGAACAAUAAUCGUGACUUUCGAAAAUAUUGAUUUGAUUGAUAAUAAAAUGCAAUUGUUAACCCGUAUUUUAGAACCAAAUACAAUUCCAUAUUAACAUGCGUUCUUGGUUAUUGAAAAAAUAAAGAUAAUGUUUAUAAAUUUUGUAAAGGACUUGAGUAUUUGGUAAAAUCUCAGAAUUUAUCAGGUAAUUAUCAGUUUUUAUUAACAUUAUUGGAAGUGACUGAAGAAACAAACGGAAGAAAUUGCUAUAUGAAUUAUCAACAAUUCAACGACGAAUUUAUUAAAAAACAACCCAAAGUAACAUUUAUUGUUUAUUCACAUUAUUAUGACUCAGUUGAUCUUGUCAACCUUGUUAAAAAAUUAAAACGAACUGAUAUGGAUAAUUUAUUAGAAGCUGUCAAUGUUUGAAAUGAAUCAUUCAUUACUGCACAAACAAUUAUUGAUUUUGUUAAAUUAGGAUGUUUUGUUGAUAGUAUUAAUGUUUACAUCGGAAAUAAACAACCACCAAUAACAUUAAAUGAUAUUUUACUACAUAUCGGUACAUUAUUAAAACAAAAGGAAUAUACAGAUAUAGUUAGUUAUUUUCAAACAUGUUUAUCUGCAUUGUCUGGUAUUCAACGGUUGUAUUUAGAUUUAACUGAUAAAGAAGAAUCAAAGCGUACAAAAAUAAUUCAUAUUAUUAAUAAGUCAUCAUUGAAAAUUAUUGACUCAGAACAGCAACAUUAUCAAUAUAAAAAGCCACAAAGAUAUGAUGUGUGUUUAGAAUCACAUAAAGGUGAAAAAAUUUAA
This is a messenger RNA of Didymodactylos carnosus, 1095 nucleotides long. Lineage: Eukaryota; Metazoa; Rotifera; Eurotatoria; Philodinida; Philodinidae. The record is from the annotation of a GenBank genome assembly.